AGAUUGUAGUCAUAAUACACACACAUACUGAUUAUAAGUACGUACUGUUUCAACGGCAAUGCACUAUGUCCUGUCAUAGUGCGCGAUUUCAGUUUGUUAUGACAUAAUAAUGACAUGAAAGACGGGGGAAAUGAUUUGUCUAAAUCUCUCGGCAGUUUGGGGUUUAAAAGCAUAUCGACUAGUUAAGCCGGGUUGUAUUUGGGGACGUGAGCGACUUCGGCGCACGGUGUCGACGUUGCGUAAUGACGCAGGGGGGCGUGGCCUUGUCCAGCACGCGCACGUUCUGAAGCGGGGUCGCGUCUAUAAGCGGCAUUAAGGCUUCUGCUUAAUGUCGAGUCGUUGGUGAAAGCUGUAGAGAAGUGCCUUAUAACAUCGGUUCUGUAGAGUUGGUUUUUAAGCAAGCUAAAACUUGGUAUGGGAAAGAAGCAGACCAGCAAAUCCAAGAAGGAGAUGGAGGAGCCAGAAGAGUUUGUGGUGGAGAAGGUAAUGGACCAGCGGUUGGUGAAUGGAAAAGUCGAGUUUUUCCUCAAGUGGAAAGGCUUCCCAGAUUCUGAUAACACUUGGGAGCCUGAAGAAAAUCUCGACUGUCCUGAGUUAAUUGCUGCCUUCCUGGAGUCACAGAAAGGCGUGGUUGAGAAGCCUGACUCCAAUAAGAGGAAGUCUUCCACAGAUGAGCCAGAGACUGAGGAGAACAAAGCCAAGAAGAAGAAAGAGUUGAAUGAAAAACCAAGGGGGUUUGCCAGGAACCUGGAACCGGAGCGGAUCAUAGGGGCAACAGAUAGCAGUGGAGAACUGAUGUUUCUGAUGAAAUGGAAGGAUUCAGAUGAGGCAGACCUGGUGCCAGCACGAGAGGCUAAUACACACUGCCCACAGGUGGUCAUUGCUUUCUAUGAGGAGAGGUUAACCUGGCACUCAUGCCCAGAGGAUGAACAGCAUUAGUGUUCUACAAAACACCUGUAUACUAUUCCAACCCUAAAGCUCUGGCUUGAGCCACUGUGUGCAACCUGGGGCCAGAAUCCUUUUCUUGUUUUGUGUUGCACUGUGGACAGCCUGACUGUUUUACUGCAUUGGGUCAAAAGGCCAGGGUGAAAAUAGGGGGUUUUUAAGAUGAAACUUGCUUCUGUUAGGCUGUUGUGCCACUUUAUUUUUGUUUGAUGCAUUUGUGUAUCUCUAGAUUUCCAUUUGCCUAUUUCCAUAAUUCAGUGUCCACUCAGUUCUUUUGCAUUGGGUUCAUACUUGACCUGAUUUUCAAUAGUUCUGCUGUAUAUUUUCUGUAAAUAUUUUUUCAGAAAAGGUUCAAUUAAAGGUAUGUGCCUUUCUUUUAA
Molecule: messenger RNA, 1325 nt
Organism: Ictalurus furcatus (blue catfish)
Lineage: Eukaryota; Metazoa; Chordata; Actinopteri; Siluriformes; Ictaluridae
Gene: cbx3a
Product: chromobox homolog 3a (HP1 gamma homolog, Drosophila)
Exons: 5
Coding region: 415-939 (174 amino acids)
Biological process (GO): negative regulation of transcription by RNA polymerase II; chromatin organization
Cellular component (GO): pericentric heterochromatin; nucleus
Molecular function (GO): chromatin binding
Source: RefSeq, a predicted model, not a curated record